AUGCUGGUUGGUCCAGUGUAUGGGGCAUUCUAUCGAGAUCUUACCACCACGACUAGCGUACAUCUGGAGUACGUUUACGUUCAAGACGAGGAUCAAUUCUCACCCGGCGGCGCCUAUGCCAUUCAGGCUGGAUUUGAAGCUGCGAAAGCACGAGGAAGAAACAUUAAAGCAUUAAUGAUAUGCAAUCCGCACAAUCCACUUGGACGUUGCUACCCUCUAGACACGUUGGUCAGGAUCCUUCGUCUAUGUGCAUCGAAGAAUUUUCAUCUUGUCAGCGAUGAGAUAUACGGCUUAUCUAUUUACAAACGUCAUGAUAGGCCAUCGGAAACCUUCACCUCUGUCCGCUCCAUUGAUUUUGCCGGUCUUAUCAGCCCAAAUCUGGUUCAUGUUCUUUAUGGAAUGUCAAAGGACUUUGGCGCAGCUGGCAUGCGAUUGGGCUGUGUGAUAUCGCAGAAUGACGAGUUCAACAAAGCGGCCCGAGCUAUUUGGUCAGACUCAAUAUUUGGACAAGAUCAACUAAACAAUUGGGACAAGCUAACUGAAUAUCAUUCUUCAGCCGCUUUAAUUCUCCUUCUCAAUUAUCGAUGA
Molecule: messenger RNA, 588 nt
Organism: Penicillium verhagenii
Lineage: Eukaryota; Fungi; Ascomycota; Eurotiomycetes; Eurotiales; Aspergillaceae
Product: pyridoxal phosphate-dependent aminotransferase
Exons: 3
Coding region: 1-588 (195 amino acids)
Biological process (GO): amino acid metabolic process; biosynthetic process
Molecular function (GO): transaminase activity; pyridoxal phosphate binding
Source: RefSeq, a predicted model, not a curated record